CUCCUACUUCUCCUUGGAGCAGCGGGGGGUUUCUUGCAGUGUCACCCUCUGGAUGCUCACGGUGAGCUCAUCCUCUCGCUCGUCUGCUUACAGGAACGACCAGCCGGUGGAUGAUAUAGACCAGAGGUCCUCUACCAGAGAAGGUUGCUGGAAUGGGUAACCUGCUAAAGGUCCUAACAAGGGAUAUAGAAAACUGUCCACACUUUUUCCUGGACUUUGAAAACGCCCAGCCCACAGAGGGGGAGCGCGAGGUGUGGAAGCAGGUGAACUCCGUCCUUCAGGACUCUGACAGCAUCCUGAGCGGUCUGCAGUCCUACAAGGGGGCAGGCCAGGAGAUCAGGGAUGCCAUACAGAAGCCCAACGAUGCGCUGCUGCAGGACCGGGCGUGGAACUCUGUGUGUCCGCUGGUCAAGAAGCUGAAGGUGUUCUACAGCUUCUCCCUGAGGCUAGAGGAGGCCCUCCAGAGCCUGCUGGAGUCCCUCACCUGCCCCCCAGGCUCCCCCACCCAGCACCUGGAGAGAGAGCAGGCCCUGGCCAAGCAGUUCGCCGAGAUCCUCCACUUCACGCUGCGCUUUGACGAGCUCAAGAUGAGGAGUCCGGCCAUCCAGAACGACUUCAGCUACUACAGGAGAACCAUCAGCAGGAACCGCAUCAACAACAAGAACCUGGACAUGGAGAAGGAGGUGAACAACGAGAUGGCCAAUCGGAUGUCUCUGUUCUACGCCGAGGCCACGCCCAUGCUGAAGACCCUCAGCACCGCCACCACCAACUUUGUGUCAGAGAACAAGACCCUUCCUCUGGAGAACACGACGGACUGUCUCAGCACCAUGGCCAGCGUCUGCAAGGUCAUGCUGGAGACCCCGGACUACACCAGCCGGUUCAGUCGGGAUGACACCCUGCUGUUCUGCAUGAGGGUGAUGGUGGGGGUCAUCAUCCUCUACGACCACGUGCACCCCAACGGGGCCUUCAACAAGUCCUCCAAGAUAGACAUGAAAGGCUGUAUAAAGGUGCUGAAGGACCAGCCUGCAGACUCAGUGGAAGGCCUCCUCAACGCUCUGAAGUUCACGACCAAACACCUGAACGACGAGUCUACCCCCAAGAACAUCCGCUCAAUGCUCCAGUAGCCCCCCCCCCGCCGCGGGUGCGUUUGUUUUUUAGUUCGCAACCAUGAAGAGGACCGAUGGCCUCCGAAAAAAGAUGUAUAUGUUUACAUUAUUUAAAAGACAAAAGAUGUUGUUAAUACUCUGUGUGUGUGUAUGUGUGCGUGCGUGUAUUUGCCUUUGCCAUUCCUACGAAGUUACUCAGUCGCUCUGAUCAUCCGUCAUCACGUCAGCACACAUGAGAAGAAAGAAGCACACACACACAAUGCCUUGACCUGUGUUAUUAAAGCAGCAGUACCUUACCUCCAGGUGGUCCUGGACCACCUCGUCAUUGACAGCAAUUGGGCUCCCUCUUGUGAUCGGACACAAAUGGGAGUGUUCUACCGUAUGAGUGGGGGACAUGCCCUCUUGUGAUGUCACAAGUGGGAGUGUCCUACAGUUUGAAUGGGGGACAUGCCCUCUCGUGAUGUCACAAGUGGGCGUCUCCAACAUUCUUACACUAGGACACUCACUUGUGACAACACAAGAGGGUGUGUCCAACGUUAAUAUGGCAGGACACUUCCACGUGUGACACCAAACAUCUGUGUGAACACUUGUGGCGUCACAUGUGUAAAUGGCUCUUAAUUACUGAUCCGUGCGCCACCUGGUGGUGGGACAGGCGAGCACACCCUCUGGACACCUGCCUGCCUUAAAUAUCAUUACUGUCGCUUAGCUAGCACAACCCUUGGAAAUCGUCUGUUAAACAUGUGAAAGCCACGCCUGUCAUCUGAGUGGGCCGUGUGUCGCCUCUUCUCCAGCUUACAAUCCCCUUUCUCUCGCUGGGAGAGUUGAGACACAUGACGCAGAUGUUGUAGUUAUCCUGCUGCCUUGGAAGGAGAGUUCUCGUAUUCAUCCGGCGCGAGGCCACGUGGAGCUUCACUGGAGCGGUCUGCUGGGCCGACGGCACUGUGUCUGCGCCGCACAAUAAACCAAAUGUUUCUUCUCGUCGUAACCUCUGUCCUUCGGGUGAUAUUUAUGUCCUGCGUGUGUGUGUGUGUGUGAAGUGCUUCAUUUAGUAUCCCCUCUCGUCUCCCGGUGUUCCUCCUGUGACGGACUGUAUUAUAAAACAAAAGUCUUUAAAGAAGAAGCGAGAGGUAAAUCCUGCGAGGUGCUGAUGUUUCUGUCCCUCGCUCUGAGCGUCUGGGGGCCCCCGGGGGGUCCCCGGGGGUCCAACACCAGCCAGUCCCCCCGGGGUGAAGGACCGAGGGAGUGAGAGAGAGUGAACUGGGUGAGAUCCACCCAGUGAACCUCUUUCCCUCUGCUCUCUCUCCUCGCGUGUCUGGAGGUCUGUCCGAGGUGUCCUUGUCUCAAGGUUGAUUUAAUUAAUUACUUUUGGUUCCAGAACCCUUUUGAACACAGUUGAAACGAAGGCCUCGUUACGUUAAGUGUUGAGAAGGGAAGUAUUUUAAGAUGACGGUUUGGUUUGGUUCCUGAAUCUGCCCUGGGCUUCUCUCAGUCAUCCGAAAUAAAACAUUUACCCCUUUUUAUUAUUAUAGAUAGUUAACCAAAGACGCAUUUAAUCCAUGAAUCACUGGCUGUGUCACAUUUAAAUUAAAUCUGUUGCUGUCCAGAUUAUGUCCAACUGUGUUAUAUUGUUGAAGGUCACUGGGCUGGGCUCACUGGUUCUACGUUGAUGGGAUCCGUUCGGUUACCAGUUCGUUGGAAUCUGCCGAGAAUUUGGUCCGUAAAUGUACGACUGCAAAACAACAUACUACUAUUUCUUCAAGAACCACUGGAUUUACUUUACAUAAUCGUCUGUGCAGCCUUUAAAUCAACCUUUUGAGGCAUUGUGGUUGCCAUGGCUACAGCAGUAUUCGAUACCUUGACUAAGCGAACCUGUAUUCCUAUCUGCUUUUGUGCUCUUAAAUUCAUCCUAUACCAUAUCACACACGUAUACUCAGCGCUCGUAAAUGAACUGUACUCACAUCGUUACCUACUAAUUCAUUCCAUAUCUUUGAAUAAUUCCCCUGUGUUUUAUCCCUGUAAUCCAUACUGGGAGGACUGGGUGUGAUAGUGGGUUAGUGUCGUGGUCACAUGGGAAUGAAUGAUUAGCGUGCAUUUACAAACCCUGUGAUGUAUGAUACUGACAUUGUUCAUGAACUGACUUGAAGUGGGCUCUUGGUAUUUUGAUUAUAAUUCUUUCUUUUUGUUAAACCUUAUUCCAAAAUGGAUGUACUCAAAGCUUUCCCUUUCUUUUCUUUUUUACCCGAAAUAUGCUACUGUGUUAUUCUGAGAUUUGAACUCUGUUUUUAACUGAAACGAUCAGUUUGUCAGGUAACUGCUAUUAAUUAACAGUUAAUUGUCAGUUCAGAUCCUUGAGUUCUGACUCCAUGUUUAUAAUGAUUUGGCCUUGUAACGAAUGGGAUGUGUGGAUUGAAAAUUAAAGGUGGUACAUUUCUUAAA
Messenger RNA from Gadus morhua (Atlantic cod), 3542 nucleotides. RefSeq names its product protein FAM49A. Lineage: Eukaryota; Metazoa; Chordata; Actinopteri; Gadiformes; Gadidae. Gene Ontology annotation, molecular function: small GTPase binding. The record is from RefSeq and is a predicted model, not a curated record. The coding region runs from base 153 to 1124 and encodes 323 amino acids. The transcript is spliced from 11 exons. Gene Ontology annotation, biological process: regulation of actin filament polymerization.